AUGAAUGGAUUUAGGUAUACUGAAUGUGCUAGAAUGAUUAUUAGCAUGUCUACCUCAACUAACUAUGUUGAAUUGGUUGGAUUGUUGCAUGAGAAAAUGGGAACAAAUAGUGAAAAUAUUCAUAUGGAUAUUUCUGGAAAAUAUCCAUGUUCAAUUCAAGGUAACAAUACAAGGUUCAUUGAGUUUAAAAUUGAGAAUGACCAAUCUUUGUUACAAUUCCUUUUCAUACCUCAAAAAUUUGCGGAUAAGAUUGAUAUAAAUGUUUUGGAGAUGUAUGUAAAGUCCAAAUCAACAGAUCAAAAUGUUGUAUUUCAAGUUAGUGGUCAUCAUGGUUAUCACAUGAAUUUAUUGGCUCAAAAUUAUGGCUUUACCAUGGCCAAUCAACCUCAUUUUGUAGAACCGAUUGUUCAACCACUAUUCCAACAAUUGUCGAUGCAUGGUCAUCGAUCAUUUGGUGAAGGGUCAAGUAGUCAAAUGCAUAUUGAUAAUAGUCACAGAGAUUAUGAGGUCAGAGAUAAUGAGACCAACGUUGAUCUAUAUAAUGAUGUAAAUGCUGAAAUUAGUGAUGAAAGUUCGGAGGAAGAUGAACCUCCAAAAGAUGGUGAUGAAAGUGAACCUGAUGAAGAUAUCGAUGAUAUUAGAGAUUUUUUUCAAAAUGAUGUAAAUCUUCAUAAUCAUAAACAAGGCGUGUCUGAAAUACAAAAUCAUGACAUACCCUAUUUCAGGACAUUAGAGAAUGAUGAGGACAUUUUCAUGUCUACAUGUGAAUCUGAGCUGGAAUAUUGUUCAGUUUGGUCUGAGGAAGCAAAAAAGGAUUUGAAAAAAGGUAUGUUUUUUAGUAGUAAAGAAAAGUUGAAACGGGCGGUAACGAUUUGGAGUUUGCACAAAAAUAAGGAGUUCAAGGUGGUAACAUCUACCAAGAGUCUAUGGGUUGUGAGAUGUAAGUUUUAUAGUUUAUUGGGUUGCUUGUGGUUUCUUCGAGGUCGAAAAGUUGGAGAUAACCUUUGGAAAAUAGGAAAAUAUGUUGAAAACCAUAGAUGUGAGACUGAAGGGCUUUCUAGUGGUCACGCCAAUCUAAAUACCAAUUUGAUAGCAUCAUUGUUUCUAAAUCAAAUUAGAAAAAAUCCUAAGUACUUGGUGGUAGAUGUCAUUUCAAAGGUUCACGAAAAAUUUGGUCAUCAAGUGACAUACAGAAAAGCGUGGCUUGGACGUCAACGCGCAUUUGAAUUGGUGUAUGGUGACUUUGAGAAAUCAUUUAGUGACCUACCUAAAUUUUUUAUAGCUUUUCAACACUUUAACCAUGGAACAGUUGUGGAAUGGAAACACGAAGAGUCUAUGAGUUCAUCAGAGGUAAAAACUUUUAAAUAUGUAUUUUGGGCUUUCAAGCCAUGCAUAGAUGGAUUCCAAACAUGUCGCCCUGUUAUUUCAGUAGAUGGAACUCAUAUUUAUGGAAAAUAUGAGAUCAAAUUAUUAAUUGCUGUUGGAAUUGAUGGAAAUGAUAACAUUCUUCCUUUAGCGUUUGCUAUUGUAGACAAAGAGUCAAAAGAGGCAUGGAAGUGGUUUUUUAGAAAUUUGAGUGCAUAUGUGAUAAAAAGUAGAGAAGAUGUAUGUGUUAUAUCUGAUAGGGCAAAAGGAAUCUUGACUAGUUUGCAGGAGUUGCGGCGAUUUCAAGAGCCUCGAGCCUUCCAUCGAUUUUGCAUAAGGCAUCUGAAGAGCAACUUUCAAUCUAAAUUUCCAAACAAGGACCUCAGCAGAUUGAUGUGGAGGGCUGCUUCAGCCCAUCAAGUAAGGAAGUUUGAAUCCUUGAUGUGGCAAAUUAGAGAAGAAAAUGUCGAAGCACAUGAAUACCUCAUGGAAAUUCCCUUGGACAAAUGGACCAUUAGCCAUGAUGGUGGAAAAAGAUGGGGAGUGUUGACAACAAAUCUUUCAGAGUCGUUCAAUGGAGUGUUGAAAAAAGCACGAGGUUUGCCUGUCACUGCUAUGGUUAGACUUUCAUUGGAGCAAACUAUUGAACGGUAUACCCGUAGGUCUCAAAUAGCGCACCAACUUGCAGAACAAAAUGAAUUAUGGACUGGGAGGUUCAAAACAAAGUGGGAGAAGAAUUUUGAAAGUUCAAAAAGGCACUUUGUUUUUGAUUGGAAUAUACCCACAGGGGUAUACGAGGUUAGAUCUAUACAGGUUGAUGGUACUGGUGGUAAUCCUCAUUGUGUUUCACUGAAUGAAGGAAAAUGUGAUUGUGGAAAAUGGGUUAAUUUGCACUUCCCAUGUUCACAUGUCAUGAAGGUAGCUAAUAGAAUGGGGGGGCUAGCUAGAAAUUUUGUUAGCGAACAUUUCACAAUAGAGAAUUAUGUUGCAACAUAUUCUGGGUCAUUCUCACCAAUUGGUCAUGAGGCAUAUUGGCCAUCUCCAAGUUUUACAAUGAGAAGUAAUGAAUUCUAUCGUCGUCCUAAUCGGCCAAGGACAACUAGAAUACCUAAUGAAAUGGAUCGUGGUUCUACAGUGUAUGAGCGAGCUUGUGGAUUAUGUAGGCAGACUGGACAUGAUAGGCGUCGAUGUCCCAAUCGUAAAUAA
Solanum stenotomum is the source of this 2571-nucleotide messenger RNA. RefSeq lists its product as uncharacterized. The record is from RefSeq and is a predicted model, not a curated record. The coding region runs from base 1 to 2571 and encodes 856 amino acids. NCBI's taxonomy places the organism in Eukaryota, Viridiplantae, Streptophyta, Magnoliopsida, Solanales, Solanaceae. The transcript has 2 exons. Gene Ontology annotation, molecular function: zinc ion binding.